CUGGAGUUUGUGCGGCAGCAUGAAAUGCUUGAAUGGGUAGCCUAUCGUGGAAACGGGUUCAGAGGUCCCGUAUCGAAGGGAUUCAGGCUGAUUUCUAGUAGGGGCACCGGUGUAUCAUAGUGUGUUGGAGUGGCCGAAGCGAUUCCCGUAACGUAUCAUACUCGUAGAUGGCAUCCCUAUUUGCACAAGCCGUGAUGCUGCCGGCGAAGCAGCCCAAUGAUACAAUGAACUUGCGGUACCCGUAAGUUACAGUAUCGCUAGCGUGCGAAUGCGAUGCCGGCCGCUCCAUACUUGUGAAGAUCCGACGUCAUCCCGGAGCCUCAACCCAACCCCAGAGAAGUUCCCCCUCAGCAUCGAUUCCCUCCAUACACCAAACAAAUAUCGGGAUAACCAAUGGCCUUCCGAUUUAUCCUCCCAUCAACAGCUUUCCUCGGGCUCGCUGCGUACACACUGCCGUCUCCUACCUCCCCCGUUUGCCGCAUUCACUGCGAGUCCCACCAUUGGCCUUUUGCCGGGGCUCCGGGCAAUCGGCCGUCGUUGACAACUAAACCCCGUACCACCUUCUCCCCUCUUAUCUAUCGCCAGAUUGCUUCUGGGUCUUUCAUUGGGCUUGCUGUGGGCCUGGCUGUCUGCAGGUUUAGCAAAUCGAUCGCCUUGAUACUCGGAAGCUUGCUCUUGCUCGUUGAGGUAUGGAACAAGAAAUGGAAUAAAAAUAGGGGCUGGGAUUCCCCAGAGGCCGAGUGUUCUAACACAUCGGACUUUAGUUUCUGGCGAUGAAAGGGUUCCAUGUCGUUCCAUACAGGCGUCUGUCUAGGUGGACGAAGAAUAUUGAUCUGAGGGAUCUUGUUACAAGGAAUAUGGCGUUCAAGUAAGUGCUGUUGAAUUCGGAGUCUGCUCUCUUAGCACAAGGAUGACGCCCCGAGAAGGCUUUGGCUGAUCAAACUUAUAGGGUAUCUUUUGGUGCAGCUUUCGCAUUGUCAUCCUACAAUUGAGCCCCAGCGGGGCGAGUCACCAGAAUGGCUGCACACAAUCAAAACAUCAUGUAUUAUAUCCAUAGACGUUUUUUCAGUUCAAAUAUUGAAAACCCGCCUCUUCACAACCUCCUUGAAGUCGCUUGGUUAGAGAUACUGUGCCCUUGAGCCUGGCGGGGCACUUUCUCUCACGAAAUCUGAGAUAUUAUUUCCAUUCCUCUCUUGAUUCGGCAGACCCCACCGCUACUGGUACGCUGGAAUACCAGUCUCUUUGAUAGGGCCCUAUCACAAGUAUUGCACUUGCCAACACUCUUUUCUCUAGCCCCCAACUCCUGGAGGGCUCGUCAGACAAACCUGACCGUCAACCAAGCCUGCGGAUAAAACACUAGGAGCCUUACUUUCGCACUAGAAGUUUGGUUCUUUGAUCGAUGAGACUGUCUGGAUCAUCGCAGCGCCAAGGAAGCCACAAACGCUUGGGGGAAUUUUCUUGGAUCCAGCCACAGCCCAUUUCCUCCACCUAUUGCUCCCUCAUGCAGGUGAAGGCUAUACCAGCUACCACACUGAAAUAUCUAUCAUAGCAAUAUGGUAACCCCCCCCCCCCAAAAAAAAAAAAAAAAACCGAACCACCAACCCCUACCAGUAACCCAACCUUGAGAAUUUGUUAGGUUGCAGGGCACCAGGUACAGCAAUGGUUUCGACACUGACAUUAUACCCAGGAUUCCCUUAUCCGUAUACAUGAUGUUAUUGAGACCCAUAGGUGGUUAGCGCGGAUACCAUUUCCUAGCUACCAUUGGCCUAGACACAAACCCAAACGAACCCUAGUACUAAUACGGUUCUCAAUGGUCAAGCAAGUCCAACCCAUCCAGUAGACAGCACCGGCAAUCACUACUUCUUAAUGGCCAUCAAGUGUGUCUUGCUCAAUGGUUUCUUUGAUCCAUUGAGGAGUCUAGCACACCCUUUUGAGAGCAAAGCAUGCACUCUUACUCAACAGCUGCGCCUCCAUACAUCUCUAUAGACCCCGAGAUGGAGAGUCUUGCACCUUUUGACCACAGCAUUGAAGUCCUCCGGCCGGCCGGUCCGAUCCCCGCC
This is a messenger RNA of Tuber aestivum (summer truffle), 2060 nucleotides long. The record is from the annotation of a GenBank genome assembly. Lineage: Eukaryota; Fungi; Ascomycota; Pezizomycetes; Pezizales; Tuberaceae.